UAUACUUUCCUGGUGCCAGCAGUCAGGUAAGAGGCUCUAGUGAGUUAAUACCUCAAAUGUUUUAUUAAUAAGUGUUUUCUGUUGUAAAAAAGUAGGCAUGUAAUGCAAAUCUAACAGUGGAUUCUUUUAUGUGUCCGUUACAUUUUUCCAUUGUAUAUUUUGACCAUACCUUUAGUCUUGACAUUGAACUAAAACACAUUGCAUCACUUCUAUUAGUUUCUAUGCCUCAAUUGCCAUGAAUGUAAACCCAAUAUUUGAUUGUAUUUUAUUUUUAUUAGCAAACAUUACUCAGAUGGGACUGUGAAUUAAAAACAAACCAAUGGUAUAAUGCGAUUGGAUAUAUUUGGUUAUGACUUGGCAAAUGCAAUGAUUAACAGCACAGGGUUUGUUUCCCUGACAGGUGCAUCAUGGAAUCUUUGAUUCACAAAGUCUGUUUGCUAACUUUCCUCAUCAUCUUCGAUGCCACUUCAUCUGUUGCAGGUAAUACAUAUGACAAGUAUAUGCUAUAUUAGUCCAGACAUAUAGUCCCAGUCAAAAGUUUGGACACACCUAUUUAUUCCAGGGUUUUUCUUUAUUUUUACUAUUUUCUACAUUGUAGAAUAAUAGUGAAGACAUCAAAACUAUGAAAUAACACAUUUGGAAUCAUGUAGUAACCAAAAAAGUGUUAAACAAAUCAAAAUAUAUUUGAUAUUCUUCAAAUAGCCACUCUUUGCCUUGAUGACAGCUCUGCACACUCUUGGCAUUAUAAUAUAAUAAUAAUAUGCCAUUUAGCAGACACUUUUAUCCAAAGCGACUUACAGUCAUGCGUGCAUACAUUUUUUGUGUAUGGGUGGUCCCGGGGAUCGAACCCACUACCUUGGCGUUACAAGCGCCGUGCUCUACCAGCUGAGCUACAGAGGACCUCUCAACCAGCUUCAUGAGGUAGUAACCUGGAAUGCAUUUCAAUUAACAGGUGUGCCUUCUUAAAAGUUAAUUUGUGGAAUUUAUUUCCUUCUUAAUGCGUUUUAGCCAAUCAGUUGUGAUGUGACAAGGUAGGGGGGGUAUACAGAAGGUAACUCUAUUUGGUAAAAGACCAAGUCCAUAUUGUGGCAAGAACAGCUCAAAUAAGCAAAGAGAAACGACAGUCCAUCAUUACUUUAAGACAUGAAGGUCAGACAAUACGGAACAUUUCAAUAACUUUUAAAGUUUCUUCAAGUGCAGUUGCAAAAACCAUCAAGCGCUAUGAUGAAACUGGCUCUCAGGAGGACCACCACAGGAAUGGAAGACCCAGAGUUACCUCUGCUGCAGAGGAUAAGUUCAUUAGAGGUACCAACCUCAGAAAUCGCAGCCCAAAUUAAUGCUUCACAGAGUUCUAGUGACAGACACAUCCCAACAUCAACUGUUCAGAGUUGACUGUGUGAAUCAGGCCUGCAUGGUCGAAUUGCUGCAAAGAAACCACUACUAAAGGACACCAAUGAGAAGAAGAGACCUGCUUGGGCCAAGGAAACACUAGCAAUGGACAUUAGACCGGUGGAAAUGUGUCCUUUGGUCUGGAGUCCAAAUUGGAAAUGUUUGAUUCCAACUGCCGUGUCUUUGUGAGACACGGUGUGGGUGAACAGAUGAUCUCUGCAUGUGUAUUUCCCACCAUAAAGCAUGGAGGAGGAGGUGUUAUGGUGUCGGGGUGUUUUACUGGUGACACAGUGAUUUAUUUAGAAUUCAAGACACACUUAACUAGCAUUGGCUACCACAGCAUUCUACAGCAAUACGCCAUCCCAUCUGGUUUGGGUUUAGUGGGACUUUCAUUUGUUUUUCCACAGGACAAUGACCCAACACACCUCCAGGCUGUGUAAGGGCAAUUUUACCAAGAAGAGAGUGAUGGAGUGCUGCAUCAGAUGACCUGGCAUCCACAAUCCCCUGACCUCAACCCAAUUGAGAUGGUUUGGGAUGAGUAGGAAGGCAGAGUGAAGGAAAAGCAGCCAACAGGUGCUCAGUAUAUGUGGGAACUCCUUCAAGACGGUUGUAAAAGCAUUCCAGGUCGAACUGGUUGAGAAAAUGCCAAGAGCGUGCAAAGCUGUCAUCAAGGCAAAGGGUGGCUACUUUGAAGAAUCUCAAAUAUAAAAUAUAUUUUGAUUUGUUUUAACACUUUUUUGUUUACUACAUGAUUCCAUUUGUGCUAUUUCAUAGUUUUGAUCUCUUCACUAUUAUUUUACAAUGUAAAAAUAUUAAAAUAAAGAAAAACCCUUGAAUGAGUAGGUGUCCAAACUUUUGACCAGUAGUGUAUGUAUACAUGUUUUUUUUUUCCCACAAAUGCAUGAAAGUUGGUACCCUUGUAGUACAUUUGGGGCCCUGAACAUUGUCAGAAAGGGAGCUUUUGCAAAAUCACCUCCUCACGGCUGUGGCAGCCAUUUUGCUAUUCCUGCCAUAGCCGGACAAUGUAUCCUCCUUCAUAUCUGCUGAACUAAAGUCAGAAAAGGUGAUGUCUACACCUAUGUUUGAUGAUGACAAUGGUGCCAACUGCAACAUAAUGAGAAGUUCAGAUUAUUAUGCAAAGUUGAACUUGGGUAAACCAUUGAAAAUAAAUCAAAUUAGUUAGCUGUUUCUGACAACAUACACAGUAUAACAUUAUGUCUGUUGUUGAUUUGUAAAUUGGAUAAAAAGUUUUUUCUUUACAUAAUGCUUGAAAGUGAAGCUUAGUUUGGGGUUUCAUAGAUGUUUAUAUUUUGGGGUUCCAUGUGGCUCAGUUGGUAGACCAUGGUGCUUGUAAUGCCAGGGUUGUGGGUUUGAUUCCCACAAGGGACAAGUAUGGAAAAUAUGUAGUGAUGUAAAAAAUGUGAAAACAAAAAAAUAUGAAAUUAUCUGAAUUCAUUUGAUAUGGCCAAAAAGUAUUAUUUGAUUGAAAAAAGGCCUAAAGUGGGGUCCAGAAAUGUUGCAUCUGUUAAUAAAGAUGAACAAAAAAGACUAUUAAAUAAAUAAUACAAAUACUGUGCCUAAAUUAUAUUUUAUGCUAAAUGUUUGAAGAAUUAUACACACUGAGUGUACAACACGUUAAGACUGACCAGAUGAACUCAGGUGAAAGCUAUGAUCAAUAGUUAAAUCCACUUCAAAAAAGUGUAGAUGAAGGAGAGGAAACAGGUUAAAGAAGGAUUUUUAAGCCUUCAGACAAUUGAGAAAUGGAUUGUGUAUGUGUACCAUUCAGAGGGUGAAUGGGCAAGACAAAAGAUUUAAGUGCAUUUGAACAGGCUAUGGUAGUGACAGGCGCACCGGUUUGUGUCAAGAACUGCAACGCUGCUGGGUUUUUCACGCUCAACAGUUUCCUGUGUGUAUCAAGAAUGGUGCACCACCCAAAGGACAUCCAGCCAACUUGAUACAACUGUGGGAAGCAACUUGAUACAACUGUGGGAAGCAUGGGAGUCAACAUGGGCCAGCAUCCCCGUGGAAUGCUUUCGACACCUUGUAGAGUCCAUGCCCCGACGAAUUGAGGCUGUUAUUGGAUCCCCUGUUUUCAAUACUCUGGCACCCUCCCCUCGGGAGGAUAAUGCCACUGAGCCUUUUGUAAGAUGUUCUAUGAGAUUGGAGAACACAUUGGGAGGAAACUUAGACCAUUCCUCCAUAAAGAGUCUUUCCAGAUCCAUGGUUCACACAGUGCUUUUAACAUAGUGUUUUCAACGUACAUAUUUUACACACAUUGUAUAUGUUUAUUUAUACAGUAAUUAUGAAUUUUGUCCUCACCUGGGAUUUGAACUCACAAUCUUUUGGUUAACAUUCAUUCCGACCUUCCUGCUACGCCACCAUGUCUGUGUUCAAAACUGAUUUCCCGUGUAUUCCUACACUUUGGACUUCAAAGUGAUUGUCAGCUUUGUUAAAAAUACACUCUACAAAAACGAUUAUAUUUAUCAUAGUGAUUCAGGAGUAACAUUGAAACAGAAUAAUAUGCCCCACCAACAUUAGGCAACCAUACAGGAAACCCUCAUUAGCCUGCUGAGACCCAGCAAUUCAUUUUUGUCUUAUCUAGUAGACUUCAGUUAUUGGUCCGUAUCUCUGAGACCAUAAAAGCCACUGUAUUAAGUCCUGUUGUCCCUUUGGGAGGACAUUCUGGGCUUUUCAAUGAUAUCACAUGCGUGGUGUGACCGUGACAACUUUAUCUUCCUGGUUCUUAAAAAAAAUGGCUUCUGGGCCACAGACUUUACAUUUUUGGACUUUGAUCAAAGCUGCUCAGAAUCAAGUUAAUAAUUGUCCAAUUAUCGGCAACAACGUAACAUCAACAGAAAACUAGCAGUGCUCAAGGACACUUGACAUAGAGUAAUAAUAAUAAUGUUCUGAGAACGUCCUGAAAACGUUCUUGGGGGCAUCCCUGGAACAAACCUGGAACUGAUUCAAUCAAAUUAAUGUCAGAUACUGUAUGCCUUUUAAAGCAAAAUAUUCUCAAUGACAUUUGACACCUGGGUGUUCACAUGUGCAAAACAUUUUUCAUGUGUAUUUUCAUGGUUUCACAUUUAUUUCACAUUUAUUUCAAAUUAGAUCACGUUGUUACAUGUACUCACGUUGUCACAUGUAGUUUCAUGUUAUCACAUGUUGCUUCACAUGUUGUCACAUGUUAUAAUAUUAACGUUAUCACACGAGAUCACAUGUUGACAUGUGAAAUUCAUUUGGUUAUUUUGAUAAGGGAUCCUUUGUCUGCUAUCUUCAAUUCAAACCACAGGUUUUCAAUGGGAUUCAUCAAGCCAAAACUGCUCCAGCUCCUUCAAGUUGGAUGGGUUCCGCUGGUGUACAGAAAUCUUUAAUUGGAUUGAGGUCUGGGCUUUGACUAGGCCAUUCCAAGAUAUUUAAAUGUUUCCCCUUAAACCACUCAAGUGUUGCUUUAGCAGCAUGCUAAGGGUCAUUGUCCUGCUAGAAGGUGAACCUGCGUCCCAGUCUCAAAUGUAAAUCUCUUGAAGACUGAAACAGGUUUCCCUCAAGAAUUUCCCUGUAUUUAGCGCCAUCCAUCAUUCCUUCAAUUCUUACCAGUUACCCAGUCCCUGCCGAUGAAAACCAUCCCCACAGCAUGAUGCUGCCACCACCAUGCUUCACUGUGGGGAUGGUGUUCUCGGGGUGAUGAGAGGUGUUGGGUUUGCGCCAGACAUAGCGUUUUCCUUGAUGGCCAAAAAGCUCAAUUUUAGUAUCAUCUGACCAGAGUACCUUCUUCCAUAUGUUUGGGGAGUCUCCCACAUACCUUUUGGCGAACACCAAACGUGUUUGCUUAUUUUUACUUUAAGCAAUGGCUUUUUUUCUUUUAAAGCCCAGCUCUGUGGAGUGUACUGCUUAAAGUGGUCCUUUGGACAGAUACUCCAAUCUCCGCUGUGGAGCUUUGCAGCUCCUUCAGGGUUAUCUUUGGACUCUUUGUUGCCUCUCUGAUUAAUGCACUCCUCGCCUGGUCCGUGAGUUUUAGUGGGCGGCCCUCUCUUGGCAGGUUUGUUGUGGUGCCAUAUUCUUUCCAUUUUUUAGUAAUGGAUUUAAUGGUGCUCCGUGGGAUGUUCAAAGUUUCCGAUAUUCUUAGAAUUUUUUGAAACAAGUUAUGUUUUUCAUUUCACUUCACCAAUUUGGACUAUUUUGUCUAUGUCCCUUACAUGAAAUCCAAAUAAAAAUCCAUUUAAAUUACAGGUUGUAAUGCAACAAAAUAGGAAAAACGCCAAGCGGGAUGAAUACUUUUGCAAGGCACUGUACCUAUUCUGUGGACUUUGUUAUAGAUUUUCACCAAAGACCUCUAUUUUCAUAUCAUGUAGAGAAAAUACUGUAUGUAUUACUUACUCUUUCUCUGAGCAAAUGUAUUAGUAGAAACCAUUUUUUUUUUUGUAUACAAAUGACAGAUUAAGGAUCUUAAUUAGAGCCAGUUUACUACAGCAGGAAAACAGUAUCCUGCAGCAAAUGGAAAUAUGAAUAUUGUGUGGAUUAUAAUUCAUGAAAAGUUUUGUAGGGGUUGAUUAAAAAAAUAUGUUAGGGCAAAUUAAGUCUGAAACUUCAAAGUGGAAAUUACAAACGUUAGAAGCAUUUUAAAAGUUUGAGUGAUCAAAUUAAGGUCCUACAUCUGUAGAUCAGUAUUUGUAUUAUUUAUCUUUCUACUAAUCUUUAUCAUCUUUAUUGGGGCUCUGCUGGUUUAGCACUGUUAAAAGGGAACUGGGAAGGUGUAACUGUCUUUGUGCUCAAUAUGAGCUGCUAUUAUCUGUCUGAACUUCACACCCCAUACUUUAUACCCUCUGUAACACCUUCUCCUUUCCUCCUCUCUCCCUCCAGACCUCAGCCUCAUAGUCCCUCCUGACGUUGUAGUUGCCUCUGCUGGUGAUGACAUCAUCCUUCCCUGUCAUCUCUCUCCUCAAAGUAGUGCUGUUGCCAUGGAUAUCAGGUGGUUUAAGGACGGAGAAUUCACUAACCCCCUGUAUUUGUAUAAGAGCGGAAUGGGGGAAGACGGGAAGAGCUAUAAGGGCAGAGUGAGUCUAUUCUACCAGGAGCUGGAGAGAGGCAACAUAUCACUGCUGUUGAAGAAUGUCAAGGUGUCAGAUAGCGGACGCUAUAAAUGUCAGGCCAGCCACUUGGAUUGGAUCCAGGAACCAGCCGUUGUGCUACAAGUUACAAGUAAGAUAAGCUUAUCAAGACCCUAACAGGUGUCCAAUUGUCAAUGGUGAUAACGUCAAUUUCAACCGUAAAAUAACAUAUUUCUGAGCAGAGCAGGGCAGUGUCCCCAGGAUCUCCAUGAGGAAGCACCACAGAGUGUUCAUCCAGCUCAGCUGCAGCUCAGAGAACUGGUACCCAGAGCCUCACAUGCUGUGGACGGACCUCAGUGGGAAGGAGAUCACCUCAGCAGAGACAGAGAUACCCAAACAGAAGGUGGGGGGCGACCUGUACUCCAUCACCAGUCACAUGAGAAUAGCGGUGGACCAACUGGAGGGGUCACAUGUGUGGUGAUGUCACAGGACCAGGGAACCAAGAUGGAGUCUGCACUGCAGAUGACUGGUGAGUUUAGGCACUGCAAUGUACGGCCAACUAGCCAAAAACAAGUGUAAAAAAUGCAAGCUACUGUAGAUGUGACUGAUGACCGACCUUGACUUUGGUUCCAUUUUUAUGAUAUAGACGCACUGAUGUGUACAGGGUUUUCUCUUAAUUUUUUUAGGGCCAUUGCCAGGUAGAAUUAGAACCAUACCCAUGGGAACAACUGGGUCCAAGGUGAACUGAGCCUCAGUCAGAUGUUAAAGUGAUAUAUCACUCAUAUCACUGCAGACCUCAAAAUUGGUCUAUUAUCAAAAUGAGUCAAUCAUUCCAGGCCAUCUGUUAUGUAGAUUUAGGUAUAUGUCACAAUACCAAAUUAUUGAGAAAAAAUAUGCAUUGCCUAAUUCCAUUAUUGCAGACUGUGGGUGAAGCAGCGUCGUAGGCCGAGGUGUCCUAGGACAUGGAGUUACCACAGCAUUAGACCACCUUUGAGUUCUGAAAACGUUUGACAAACUUUUAUUUUAGAGUGAAGUACCUACAGUAAUUAACGUCUGUAGAAACCCGGCAAGUAUAAACCAGAAACAUGAAGCAUGAUUCAUAAACUAGGGAACAUCACCAGGGGGACAAAAAUGUUUCUAAAACACAGUCAUCAAUCAUGAUCCAGUAUAUACACUGAACAGGAAUAUACAUGCAAGUUUCAUGAGCUGAAAUAAAAGAUCCCAGAAAUGUUCCAUGCGCACAAAAAGCUUGUUUCUCUCAAAUUCUGUGCACAAAUCUGUUUACAUCGCUGUUUGUAGGCAUUAUUUCAUUUGACUGAAUUCCUCAUAUGAACUGUAACUCAGUAAAAUAUUUGAAAUUUUUGCAUGUCGCAUUUAUAUUUUUGACCAGGAUAGUUGGAUAAUGUUACACUAGGGUAUUUUUGAUAUUUUUUAACCUUACAGAUUUAGGAUUCUAUCUUGUUACAGAGGAGUUCUACCUCAGCAGGCUCCCUGACCGCGUCUACAUCUCUGCAUUUGUGAUUCCUGUGUUUCUGGCACUGGGUGUGUAUCACUGCAUCUGUGCUCUUUGUCAUGCAUCAGAAAAGAGGUUGGUCUCUCGUUCUAUUUUAAUAAGAACACAUUUUGUGUUUUUUGCGAACAUCUCUAUUAACGUGAUGUUUUUCAAAGGGUUUCACCGAUCAUUUAAUUGAAGAGAUAUGUUUUUUACUUCCAGAUAUUCAGGAGAAACUGAAGCCUAUUAGUAAGAUAAAAUAUGUAUACUUUCAUUAACUGACUUCUGUAACAUAUCAAUAAUUAAUUUAAUGAAAUAACAGAUUUGUAGUAUUCAAAAUCCUAAAGUUUUACAGAAUGUUUUUUCUUCUUUAUUCUUCAGAGGAAGUCAAAGCAGAACUAGAAGAGAAGAAGAAAGGUAUCUCACAUCCUCAAUAUUAAUAUAUGAAGUAUUAUGUUUGAUUUCACUCAAUCUUUGUAUGGUUUAAUAUGGAUUUUCUCAGAAAGAUUAACGAUAUUCCUCUUCCAGAACUAACCAAAAU
Coregonus sp. 'balchen' is the source of this 8467-nucleotide messenger RNA. NCBI's taxonomy places the organism in Eukaryota, Metazoa, Chordata, Actinopteri, Salmoniformes, Salmonidae. The record is from the annotation of a GenBank genome assembly.